This is a messenger RNA of Ceutorhynchus assimilis (cabbage seed weevil), 4115 nucleotides long. The record is from the annotation of a GenBank genome assembly. NCBI's taxonomy places the organism in Eukaryota, Metazoa, Arthropoda, Insecta, Coleoptera, Curculionidae.
AAAAAAUGUUCGUUUGAGUUUUUGUAUUUGGUUAAAUAGAAGAAAAAGCUUCAAGAAAUAGUUCCGGUUGAUCUAAAAUCUCAAUAAUAGGAAAAAUACAAAAUUAUUAUACAUUGUAAAUGCUUACCUAAUUUAACGUGUUGCUUAAUUGAUUUUUAGUUGAUUAAAACAAUAAAUUUUAAUUAGUUAUCUCAUAAAACAAACACACGAUUACAAAUAAAUAAUUGCCUUCUCAGUGACAAAUAAAUGUCAAAAUCAGAUGUUCAUAUAUCAAACCUUAUUUCCACAUAUUGUAUUGGUAUCUUUGUCUAUUAACAUGUAAAAGACAAGGAUGUAAAUUAUUUUUGUAUAUUUUAGUUCGUUAUUUUGUCGUCAGAUGUCGCUUAAUUACGUUUUUUAAUUUCCAUUGUUUUCAGAGAGAGAAUCGCGACUCGCGAGACCCCGUCAGUGUCCCGAAAUUGCACCUGGUCGAUUAUUUUGUUCUGUUUUUUUUAUUUUUAUAUCGUUUAAUUAAUUAAUUUUAAUUAAAAACAAAAACGGGAAUUUAUAAUUUGUUUAAUUAAUUAAUUAAAAUACACAGCAAGUCUCCUUGAGAUUCGUGGAAGUGAAAAUCGAAUUACCUAAUAGUUGAAUUUUCAAUGUUUUUUCGGUUGUUUGCUACAUAACCCAGAUUGUACUAAAAAUCUAGAAAAGAUCCUGCCUUUUGCCCAAUUUGAAGAAGUAAUUAUUACGGAUGAAACCCGAAAGCUUAUAUUCCAAUAGUUCCCUGGCUUCACUAGAAGUCCUAGAAGAUGUCGCGCCCAAAAGACACUCCGCGGUCAGCUGAUCAACGGUAAUCAUAGCCCGGCAUCAUUGGACGAGGCCGGGCGAAUCAGUCAUGGAAAUGCGUUCUCCGAACGUAUCGGUCACGCCCAUCAAUAUGGAAUACGUGCCGCCGUCGGUGGGCGUGGUCAAGUCAGUGGGCGUGGCCGAACCGCCGAGGACUCGGAGCGCGCCACACCCCGUCGUUCUGAGCAACGUAGAUGUCGAAGACGCCGAGCUGGCUUCGAUUGAUUUUCAGAGUGUAAAUAUGCGAAGUAAAAAGAAUAAAAAGGAAGAGGUGCCCAGGCCGAUGAGCUGGGAAGGCGAAUUGAGUGAUGGAGAAAGGGAUGAUGGUAUGUGUAUAGACGAGAGCAGCGAGCCAGCUCAUUUGCCAGAAAACUUGUCAAUCACUGCCUCUAAACAAACUUUUGACUUAAAAGAAAGUCCUAUUUUAAGGCUCAAACAACCUCCAGUUAGUAGUUAUUCUUUGCACAGCACCCCUUCAAAUUCGCCUCUGUUAAAUCAGCGACAUCCAGGAACUGGAGUACCAAUUAUUAGUCAUAAGGAUCUCAUGCACAAAGCCUUGAACGUGCCGCCCACUCCGAGUCCAGACUCGGCCGUCCACUCGGCCUACUCGGUGUUCAGCUCGCCCAAUCAAAGUCCUCUGACGCAACGCCACAUUACGCUGACUCCGAAUCUGAGCCGCAACAAUUCUGAUGCUUCGCAUUCGAGUUGCUGCAGCUAUUCAAGUGUUUCUGUAUCAGUGUCGCCUACACAACAGUUUUCACCUACUCACAGUCCUAUUCAGGGCCGUCACAUACACAACUCGUUGCACAGCAGUCCUUUGCACCAUCACAGCGUGCUUUAUAGAAGCCUUCCGGAAGACACUUCGGUACAGUACGACCACGAUCCAGGAGGCGGCGAAGACAAUGACGAUAAAUCUGGUUUGUUACACGCCGCUUUACCCGCUCAACCAGGAAUUUCUAGACAACAACUCAUAAACAGUCCUUGUCCGAUAUGCGGCGAUAAAAUCUCAGGGUUCCACUACGGCAUAUUCAGCUGUGAGUCGUGCAAAGGUUUCUUCAAAAGAACCGUACAAAACCGGAAGAAUUAUGUGUGUUUACGGGGUGCCCAAUGUCCAGUCACUGUGGCCACUAGGAAAAAGUGUCCGGCAUGUCGGUUCGAUAAAUGUCUUCAAUGUGGUAUGAAACUUGAAGCAAUUAGAGAAGACCGUACUAGAGGUGGAAGGUCUACGUAUCAAUGCUCCUAUUCUUUGCCGCCAUCUUUGGCCUCUCAGACUGAACUGAGAGCUAGCUCAACAGAUAUAAGGCAAGGUCUAGGAGACCAUCAUCCAGGCUUCACGAUAAAACUAGAACCGUCCGACAACGUUUUGUCCCACCACCACAAACGUAACAAUAUGCCUGGUUCCAAAGGUGUCCCGCCAUUAUUACAAGAAAUAAUGGAUGUGGAACAUUUAUGGCACUACAACGAAAUGGAACUGAACAAAUUAAGCACAGAGGGUCAUUUGGGCAAAGAGGGCGCCACAGGGGCGGUGCACAACUUGUCGAAUCAUCCCUUAUUGGCGGGGACAGCUUUGGCUGGAACCACCGACACGAAUCCGGAUUUUGUGGCAAAUUUGUGCAAUAUCGCCGAUCAUCGAUUGUACAAGAUUGUCAAGUGGUGCAAAAGUCUUCCAUUAUUUAAAAAUAUUUCAAUUGACGACCAAAUUUGUCUAUUGAUAAAUUCCUGGUGCGAAUUGCUUUUAUUCUCUUGUUGUUUCCGUUCAAUGUCAACCCCGGGAGAAAUUCGUGUUUCCUUAGGCAAAAGCAUCACUCUGGCUCAAGCUAGGGACAUGGGAAUGCAAGCCUGCAUAGAGCGGAUGUUGAAUUUUACAGAACAACUGAGACGUUUAAAAGUGGACCAAUAUGAAUAUGUUGCAAUGAAGGUUAUAGUUUUAUUGACUUCGGACACCUCAGAGCUGCGCGAGGCCGAAAAAGUUCGAGUUUCACAAGAAAAGGCCCUGAAAGUUUUACAAGAUUAUACUUUGUGUCAUUAUCCUGAUAGUCCUUCGAAAUUUGGCGAAUUGCUUUUGAGGAUACCAGAAUUACAGCGAACUUGUCAGGUUGGCAAAGAAAUGUUGACAAUAAAAUCAAAAGAUGGAGACGGUCCGAGUUUCAAUUUACUAAUGGAACUUCUGAGGGGUGACCACUGAAAACAUUACAGACUUAAAUGUGCCUUAGAGGGUCAAAGAAACAAUAGUUUGGCAACGUUGCCGCAUUAUAGCCACUGGCCCAUUUUUUUUAAGCUUACGGUGGCGGGCUCAAAUUACUUAACAGACAGUAUUUUGCUUUUUUUUUUAUUUAAUAGAUUUUAGGGCAGAUAUUUUUCACUGUACUUAUCGUAUUUCUACAGGGUAGAAAAUUGCGCAAUAAUUCCCAGUCUAAACUACAUAGAACAAACAAAAAAAAUCUCUUAUUAUUUUUAUCCAGCAGGGUGGUAUUUAAAUUUUGAUGUUGUACAUUGUAAAUAUAUUUUUUAAGUUUAUAUUUUGAUAUUCAUGAUUAUACACAUUAUUGAAAAUUCAACUUUUCAAAUCACUUCAACAGGGUUUACUUAAUAGGUGUUUUUGGACUAUACACUAGAAGAAAAGUUGAAUUUUUUAAUUUUUCUAUACAGUAGGUUGUAGAAACAAACUUUGCUUGUAUUUAAUAUAAGCUUACAAUCAUUCCAAUAUAUUGGAAAGAUCAUUCCAAAUAAAAAAUAGUGGCAAUAUGUACUUAUUGAAUUACUGUACGGAAAUGCCAUUGAAUUUAAAGAAGUCUUUCCACUGUAGUCUAACUACAAAAAAAAAAAAAAAAGUUAAGACUAUUGUUAUAGAUAGUCUUUAUAAAAGUUUAUUUAUUAUUGUCCCUCUUUAGGGUCAGUUUAUUCAGUUUCUGGUAAAUUUAUCUUGGAGAUAGUUACCAGCAAGUUUAUCUGAAAAUGAAUAAAUUUGGCCUUAUUUUUGUUAAAUUUUUUGCAAAUGACAACGAAAUUAUUUUUGUUUCAGCUUUUAAUCAAAAUUAGCUUGUUAAAUGUAAUAUUCGAUCCGUACUUUUUCCUUAUUUUUUAAUUGUAUGUCUAAUAGUAGUAGAUAAAUUAAACAAAAAAAAAUAAAUUACAAGACUUAUUAGGGGGGUGGCCUUUUAGGCGGGGUCGUAUUGGCCUUAAACCCCUAAAUUGAAUUUUUGUACUCACUUUUUGAAAAAAAGAAGAAGUUUUAUACAAAACGAAACAUUUUUUUUGUAUGAAAAUAUAUAUUAUUAUACAUUCAA